This is a messenger RNA of Thunnus maccoyii (southern bluefin tuna), 3400 nucleotides long. RefSeq names its product membrane palmitoylated protein 1 (gene mpp1). Gene Ontology annotation, molecular function: signaling receptor binding. NCBI's taxonomy places the organism in Eukaryota, Metazoa, Chordata, Actinopteri, Scombriformes, Scombridae. Gene Ontology annotation, cellular component: plasma membrane; cell-cell junction. The transcript has 12 exons. The coding region runs from base 268 to 1683 and encodes 471 amino acids. The record is from RefSeq and is a predicted model, not a curated record.
CUUGCGGGGAGCACAUGAAGGCAGCAUGAGCCUGCCCCUAUGAGCAGCAGUCGGUUGCAUGUUUACUUGCUUUGUCAGCGGUGUCCCUGCAGUAGAUAUCUCAUGUACCUCACCUGCUGCUGAUCAGAACCUUGGACUUUUGUCUCAGAGAGUGACUUAUCACAUCGUCAGGACUCCUUAUCAGCAGUUUACUCUCUCGCAGCAUUUUCUUGGCCAGCCUCUUGCGGACCUUGAGCGGGGGCACGUCGGGUUCACGGUUUUUUUUAUAUGGACAACAAGAUGACGUUAAAAUCCAAUAAAAACGAACCCGCUGUCAUACUGGAGCCUGUUAACAGUGUCCGGACAGCCCUCUCCGACCUGUACCUGGAGCAGCUCCUUCAAAACAAACCAAAGUCUGACAAGGCUGCUAUGCAAACAUACGAGAAUAAAGGGGCUGAGUUUUACACCAAUGGUAGUGCUGGACACAUGAACGGCAGAGAGCUGACCAAGAUGAAAGAAGUAGCAUUUGAAAAAAAUCCCUCAGAGCCAAUGGGGGUCACUCUGAAACUGAACGACAAACAAAGGUGCACUGUGGCCAGAAUAUUGCACGGGGGAAUGAUCCACAGACAAGGGUCCUUACAUGAAGGGGAUGAAAUAGCAGAAAUCAACGGAAGAAGUGUGACAAACCAAUCUGUUGAUCAGCUACAGAAAAUUCUGAAAGAAACCAAUGGAGUAGUCACGAUGAAGAUCAUUCCCAACAUGCAGAGUCGAUCCCGAGCCUGUGAGAUGUACAUGAGGGCCCAGUUUGAAUACGACCCCACCAAGGAUGACCUCAUCCCAUGCAAAGAGGCGGGUCUGAAGUUUCAAACCGGUGACAUCAUUCAGAUCAUCAACAAGCAGGAUCCUAACUGGUGGCAGGGCAGAGUGGAGAGCAGUGCUGCUGACUUCGCUGGACUGAUACCCUCCCCAGAGCUCCAAGAAUGGAGGGUGGCAAGUAAAAGCAAGGCCAGAGAGGGCAGUCAGUCCUGCAGCCCGUUCGGAAAGAAAAAGAAGUGCAAAGACAAGUACCUGGCUAAACACAGCUCGAUUUUUGACCAGCUGGACGUGAUUUCCUAUGAGGAGGUUGUCAAGCUCCCUGCUUUUAAAAGGAAAACCCUGGUGCUUAUUGGUGCACCUGGUGUAGGAAGGAGCCAUAUCAAAAAUGCACUAUUGACCAGAUACCCUGAGAAAUUUUGCUACCCUGCACCGCACACCACCAGACCCCAGCGUAAGGAUGAGGAGAAUGGACAGGAGUAUUAUUUCAUCUCCAACGAAGCCAUGACCAAGUGCAUCUCUGGGAAUGAACUCCUGGAGUACGGCAGCUUCCAGGGAUAUAUGUUUGGUACCAAAAUUGAGACCAUCCAGAAGAUCCAUGAGCAGGGCAAAAUCGCUUUGCUGGAUGUUGAACCACAGACCUUGAAAGUCUUGCGGACUGCUGAUUUUGCACCUCUCGUGGUGUUCAUCGCUCCCACCAACACAGCUCCCCAGACGGAGAACCUGCAGAUGAUCCAGAAAGAGUCCGACGCCAUUCUGACCACAUACAGACACUUCUUCGAUGUGGUUCUUGUCAACAAUGACGUGGACGAAAGUGUGAAAGGUGUGGAAGAGGCCAUGGAGUGUGCCACCUCCACCCCACAGUGGGUGCCUGUAUCAUGGGUGUACUGACUCACCAAUGUAAUACCUUUUGUUUGUUGAAAAGCAGUGCAAUAUCACUCCUUACACAAAACCUCUGAGUUAGUGAUGUCCCAGGUGUGUAUGGGUUUACUUUUGCUUAAUGUUAAUUGUCACUGAGAUUUUUUUGCACAUGUGCAUCCAAAAAAAAAGCAAUAUAUUGCACAAUUAUUAGGCAAAUUGUAUUCCUCAGGAUUAAUGUGUGUUGUUGAACAAAUACAAUGCUCGCAGUCAAUCCAGAAUGUUGUUGAACCUCAAACCUGAAUGUUUAACAAAGGAUAAAUGAGUUUUGUCUUUCUCUGGGGAAUAUAUAAAUGUGCACAAUUAUUAGGCAACUAUUAGUGUGCAGAAUUAUUAGGCAACUAAAUUACAAAUGCCUUGAGGCCUUUGCUGGCUAGCCAAGCAGUGGAGUACUCAGAUGCAUGUGAUGGAGCAUUUUUGAAUGCUGAGGACUUCUUCCUGCUUAUCUUCCAGAAACUGGCAGCAGGUUUGGGGGUUGAUUUCAGUUUAUCUUCAACCUGAAAAGGUCCAACUAGCUCAUCCUUAAUGAUAGCAGCCCAUACCAGUACCCCUCCUCCACCUUGUUGGCGCCUGACUUGAAUUGGUGCCCUGUGUCCAUUAGUGAUCCGGCCUCAGGCCAAUCCAUCUAGUCCAUCAAGAGUCGCUUUCAUUUCAUCUGUCCAUAAAACCUUUAAAAAAUCUGUCUUCAGGUAUUUCUUGGCCCAAUCUUGAUGCUUCAAUUUGUGAAUCUUAUUCAGUGGUGGUCGUGUUUCAGUCUUCUUUACCUUGGCCAUGUGUCUGAGCACUUGACAUCUUGUACUUCUGGACACGGCAGGGGAGUUCCUGGUAGCUUCACGUUUAAUCUUCUCAAGUCUUUUGCAGUUAAUUUGUGCCUUUUAUUCUCCAUGCGUUUUUUGCGACCCUGUUGACUAUUCACAACCAAACAUUUGAUUGUCUGUUGGUCACACCUCAAUAGUUUAGCCAUUUCAAGAGUGCUGCAUCUGUCUGAAGUUAAAUGUCUUUUUGGCCCAUUUUACCUGAGGUAAUGAAGCUGCCUAAUAAUUAUGCACACCUUAAUAUAAGGUGUUAAUCACUUUAGGCCACACCCUCCCGCAUUGUACAAAUACUGUACAUAUCACCUGAACAUUAUUAAAUCCAAUAAGCAUUCAGGUUUAUAUGGUUUAGAGUCGGAAAAUGCAUAGAAAUAAUGAUAAAGUCAGAAUACUGACUUGCCUAAUAAUUGUGCACACAGUGUAGAGAGGUAUAUAUAGAAAGUUGAGAACCUCACUAGGGUUGUUUUAUUUGGUUGUUUAGAAAUUUGUGUGCUUCAGGCUUUUGAGGGGCUACGGGAUAGUUUUGGUGCCACACACUUGUGUGAUCGUUGGAACGUGAGCAAAUGCAAAAUAGGACCACAACUGUGAAUGAAAUCCUCACUUUUAAAUCACAGGAUUUUACCAUGUCUAACAUUGACUCUGGAUUCAUUGUAAUUUUCUUUUUCCUGUUCUCAUUAGAUUGUGCCAUGAAAUUGAGAUUCUGAAACUGUUUGUUCGUACAGUAUGUGUAACUCCAUACAGUAAUGUCCUCGACACAUAACCUUUCAGUCAGUCAUUGACAACCUCACUUGUCACAUUUCAUCAAAAUUGUAUACCUCAUGGGGUACUGUAAAGGCACUUUUAAACAGACAAUAAAUUUCCCAGCUCUGUUGCAACUA